GGAACGUGCUGAUGAUUCUUAAUGCCACUAAGAAUUGGACAUUCGUCGUUCUUUUUUUCUUUGGUGAAAAAAUUGUUCGGAUAGGACACUUGGUCUAAUUGAACCGCGGGCAAACUAAGGACAAUUUUAUGCAUAUAUAUGAUGAUUAUGUAUGAUAAUAUUUAUAGUUUGAACAUUUGAAAUAGCAACUGCGAUCCUAUUAGUUACAAGCUCUAGAGGAAAUGCCAUCAGUUGAAUGUCUGUGGUGUGGUAGGCUUGUAUGUCCCUCCUGUCUAGCUAGUUUCAACAUGGAAGAAGUGUAUGUAUUAUCAUAAACCCCAUUUUUGGCAAUUUUCUUUUAAACAGGAUGAUAGAAGAAAAGCGAGGGGUCACUGUAAGUGAUUCUGGAAUUCCAGAAGCGAAGACAUUACCUUUUGCUAAUGGGAGUCAGUCUCAAGCAUCAAGCAAAUCAACUGGCACAGUUGCUUCUGCAGUAAAAAAGAGCCCGUCUUGGGAUGAAGACUGGGGUCCUGUCACCAAAGGUUCUACUACCGUGCCUAUUCCCUCUGUUUCAAGCAACCCAUCUCCUGCUCCUACUACUAUGACAUCUUCGGGCAACCAGCAGCAGCCACUGCAAUCAUUGUCUUCCAUGGCUAGUCAACAACCAGCUGUGUCAUGCACUCCAGUCGACAUAGAGUGGCCUCCGCGGUCAUCAUCUUCUGGUGUAAAUCCGCAGCAAAGUGAUGGCUGGGGACAAUCGAGUACGGUGACGUCAUCAUCCACGCCAGCUGUUGACGAUACCGAUCCUUUUGCCGAUUGGCCUCCGAGGCCUAGCAGCAGUACCACCAGUACCUCCAACACUUUGAACAACGGUAGAGUUGGCUCACUUACUCCAAAUUACGGCUCUAGCUUGGGAACCACCACUUCCAACAGUAGCACUCAGAGCAAUGGAAGCAACAGCUGGGCGUUCAACAACCAGAAUUCGCUUCCCAUGGGACGAGGAGCUGUGAACAGUGGUGGAGGCAGUGGGAUGAAUCGCAACCACUCCCUCGGGUCCUUGAAAAGCAGCCAGGGAGGAAGCAUGGUUUCGUCUAGUAAUCAAAAGAGGUUGUCCGGAGAUCUGGAAUCCAUAUUUGGUUCCGUGAGGAACAACGAUAAUGGAGCUUUAGCUCCUAGGCUUGCUCCGCCUCCUUUGACUGCUGUGGGCAGAGGGAGAGGAAGAGGAACAGCGGCAGGUGGCUCGACUAUGAAGUCUUCUUCUCAUGCCAACAAACCUCAGCCUGGACAGCCACCUCUCUUGGAUUUGCUAUAAAAUCGAACCAUAUGACGAGGUAGGUACAGGAAGAAUGGUCUUCAGUCGUAUGCAACGUUGCAAUCUGAACCAGUUUCAUUGUUAAUCGUCAUCUUGGCUCGAGACUGCUCUAGCUGGCCCGGUGUCUCGAUAUAUAUAAAUAUGUAUGGGUUCAGGGGAGGUUUUGGGCUGAAGGUGAUGGUUUGCUUCCCAUCAAAUGUUUGUGGGUUAAUUUUUUUGGGAAAAAAUCCCAAAUUAUACAUGUUUUUAAAAAAAAUUCUCAAAAUACACAAGUUAUGAAAAUAAUUCCCAAUCUACGUUAGUUUGGGCCAUCACCGCUUUCGACGAAGACAGUGAUUGAAUCACUGUUGUCAACGAAGACAGUGAUUGCAUCACCGCUGUCGACGAAGACAGUGAUUGCAUCACCGCUGUCGACGAAGACAGUGAUUGCAUCACUGCAGUACACGGCCGCGGUGAAGGCCUGACCUGCGUCGAAACUUUAAACAAACGUAACUUUGUGCUCGGUUAUCCGAUCGUAGCGAAAUUUUUUUUGAUUCCGCAUAAUUUUUUGAGAUCUUGCAAGCCGCAAAUUGCCGUAGGCGGUUUGGUCCCGCCUUCGUCUCGAAAAUAUGUCGUUUGCUACACCGAAUGAGCCUUUUUUCGAUUUCGUCAAACUUUGAACGACCAUAACUUUGUGCUCCACAAUCCGAAAAUCAUGAAUUUUUUUUUUAUUUCGCAUAACUUUUUAAGGACUACAAUUUUUAGUAGGAGAGAAAUCAAAAAAUUGUAGUCCUUAAAAAGUUAUGCGAAAUCAAAAAAAAAUUCAUGAUUUUCGGAUUGUGGAGCACAAAGUUAUGGUCGUUCAAAGUUUGACGAAAUCGAAAAAAGGCUCAUUCGGUGUAGCAAACGACAUAUUUUCGAGACGAAGGCGGGACCAAACCGCCUACGGCAAUUUGCGGCUUGCAAGAUCUCAAAAAAUUAUGCGGAAUCAAAAAAAAUUUCGCUACGAUCGGAUAACCGAGCACAAAGUUACGUUUGUUUAAAGUUUCGACGCAGGUCAGGCCUUCACCGCGGCCGUGUACUGCAGUGAUGCAAUCACUGUCUUCGUCGACAGCGGUGAUGCAAUCACUGUCUUCGUUGACAACAGUGAUGCAAUCACUGUCUUCGUCGAAAGCGGUGAUGGCCCAAACUAACGUAGAUUGGGAAUUAUUUUCAUAACUUGUGUAUUUUGAGAAUUUUUUUUAAAAACAUGUAUAAUUUGGGAUUUUUUCCAUUUUUUUGGCUUGUAUUCAUUCAGCUUAUUGUGAUGAAAUAAGUAGAGGAAGGAAAAAAAUAUGUACCCCAUUCUUGUAAUUUCAUUUUGUACAUCUUACUGAAAGGUUUGUUCCACACUUCCACUUAUCGUUUUUAGGACAAUUUUUUUCUGACCAAGUAUAGUAACCAACCAGUUAUUGUGCACACAUGCAACCUCGUUUAUGAGAAUGCGCUCACACAUACAUAGCCGUUGGAUCGUGCUUUGGAUGUUUCACGAGCAUUGUUAAGUGGGUGUGGCAUCAGUUUUGUGAAUAAAAUGUUGUUGUAUCAAUUCAACUAUCGUAAAAAUGCCUUCCGUGCAAUCCGACAACUAAUACAUCCUCUUACAAAUGUCAUAACUAAAUGAGAGAGGCGGCUUGCAUUGCAUGGAUGAGAAGUGGAAAGUUAUUAUAGACGAAUUAAGUUGGGAAGAGACGGAUUAAUUUAGUAUAUUGUCACUGUGAUUUGGCCUGACUAAAGUUAUCGAACCUAGGUUUACUGAUUGUUAUUACUUCCUCAUUGUUUAAUUUUGGGGGAUGCAGGAGGCUUGAUGUACAAGCUACCUCAAAACAACCUCACCUUCCUCCGGUUCGUCACCAACAUUCUCUGUUCAGGGUUUCGCUCAAUAGAUUAGUUGCCAAACAGAGUGUUAGUAUUUGAUGUUACGUCAAUUGUGUGGUGAAGCCACAACCAUGAUACUUGAAUAUAUGUAUUUUGCUCUUUACCUUACCAUCUUUGAGGAAAGGAUUUAUGGUUUUUUACUACCGAAUCCAUCCCAAUUCUCAAGAAUCCUAUAUCUUUGUACAAUCAAGUUUGUGUGUUGUGAAGUCAUGGUAAAGCAAAAUUAUUAGGGAUGCUUUAGACAUUUUUAUUUUGUGUAUGAGCCACGGUUGUUGAUAUUAAUUAUAUGUCCACGUAGGGUGAAAAGCAGUAGCUCCCAUUUUAGGUGAUAUUUAUUGCAAAGUAGGUAGGAAAAUCAUUAUUAUUAUUGUGUACCUUUAUCAUAGUACGUACCAUUAUUUAUUGUCUUUGUACCUACCCUUGUUAACUUGUUCUACCACUCACCACUCGUUGCACCUAAUCCUCGGCUCUCUCCACUUCCUGAUCUUACCUCGACGAGUACCCAACUCUCAUUACUUCCCACCCAACCGCCGUCCCCCACGUGGAAGGCCUCCCUCGCGGAGCCGAGACGACGGCGGACGUCCCGGCUGCUUAUUACUGCUUAAUCGGUGAAAGUAGUGAUGAAGUUUGGCGUGGUUUCAGCUUGGCGUGGUUUCCUUCCUUCAGAGCUGAGAGCUGUGUGUACGUUGCAUGGUCCUAUCCUAACCUAACCUAACCUGUUUGAUAUCAAAUUGAGCAGCCUUGUCGAUCGGUGGUCAUGCUUGCAAUGCCAUAAAUUGGAGGUAUGGAUGGUGGAUUGGUGGUCCAGUCUAAUAACUAACGACGCACUCAUCACCACUCAUCGCACCUAACUCCCUUCCCUUCCCUUUGUUGGGAAAAACAACAGGAACGAGGAUGUUUGUACGAAAGUUCGAAAUCGGGUGACUAGGAUUAUGAUAGAGUCCUAAAUUACCUUCACUUUUCGUAAAUAAUAUUAUUUCUACCCUCAUAGUAAGUAUUUUUGUUUUGCCUAUUUGAAUUUUGGCUACAAAUUGUUCGAACCUGUAAAGCGGUGGGUUGAUGUUCUUAUUUUCAUACUAGUAUUUUUUUUUUUUUAAUAAAAGCGAGAUUAUAAC
Molecule: messenger RNA, 4299 nt
Organism: Linum trigynum
Lineage: Eukaryota; Viridiplantae; Streptophyta; Magnoliopsida; Malpighiales; Linaceae
Source: the annotation of a GenBank genome assembly